AUGACCACCCUUGACGAGAUGGACGAGUAUGUCGACUGGGACAAGGCUGGCGACGCCCUGGGUAACUCCAUGAGCAACGCAUUUCACCCCGAAUCCACCCUCGCCCACUCUACCGACAACGACAACAUCGAUCUCGUCCUAGCAAAUGUCAACGAGGACGACUUUAGUUUCUGCGCCCUGCAGCACUUCUCCGAGAACAACUUCGCCAUGCCCGAUGUCGCCACUGCUCCCCUCGACAUGGACUUGACCACGGCCCUCGACUGGGACUUCCCCUCGAAGCCGUGUACCAACUGCUCCCUCGGUGGCUUCUCGUGCAAGACCAUCCGAGAGGGUCAAUUGAAUGGCUACUGCACCAGCUGCGUUGCUCUGAGCGUCGACUGCAGCUUUGGCAACGGCGUUGGGCUCUUCAACCUCGAUCAGACAGCCUUCCCCGCAAACCAGUGGUCUGUAUCUGAUCUCCAACCAACCACCACCGUCCCCGACGAUGGCCAUGAUGACUCCCUCAGGUCGUCGCGGAACACAUCGGCAACUGACUUGGUCACAUUGGCCGAAGGCGGCUCGACCACCGCGGCCCCUCCUAAAAUCGGUGCUCGAUUCUCCAGAGAGUCUGUUCGCAUCCUGAAGAACUGGCUCUCCACUCACAACCGCCAUCCCUAUCCCAGUGACGAAGAGAAAGAAAUGCUUCAGCGACAAACCGGUCUCAACAAGACCCAAAUCACUAAUUGGCUAGCCAAUGCCCGCCGCCGUGGCAAAGUCCAGGCACAGGCCCCUCGUUCAACAUCCCCUCACUUCAAGACUUGGUCAGGUCCUAUGGAUAUUCCUCAGCGCCGAGGCACUCCUGCCCUCGAGGCCAUGAAUCCGCUUCAGCGUUGGGAGCAUUCUCCCCCAGAGAACGAACCCGCCUCGGUCACUGCUAUCGCCAGGGCCGUCACUGCCUCAUCAUCAGUCCUGUCGUCAGGACUGAACAGUCCCUUCAGCUUCCACUACACGGACGAUGGUUCAGGCAAAUCUCUCUGCAACCAGUCUUCGGCUAGCAGUUUAGGCACAUCACACUCCAGCAAUGGAUCGUUUGGCUCAGCCUACUCACAUGGAUCGCGAAAUUCCUGGGGCUCCUUUGGUUCAGCCCCGUUCAACACCCGAGGUCGUCGCCGUCGUCGACGAAGAACGGCAGCCGGGAAGCCGGGUAAUGAGACAAACACGAGCCUGGCAGCUCCUCUCAAGACCUUCCAGUGUACAUUCUGUACCGAAACUUUUAGAACAAAGCAUGACUGGCAGCGUCACGAAAAGUCGCUGCAUCUGUCUCUUGAGAGAUGGGUCUGCUCCCCCCACGGACCUCGAGCCGUCAACCCAGAAAACGGCCAGUUGUCUUGCGUUUUCUGCGGCUUGGCCAAUCCAGACGAUGCUCAUAUCGAGAGCCACAACCACUCAGCCUGCCAAGAGCGAUCAGGCGAAGAGAGAACAUUCUAUCGAAAGGAUCACCUCAACCAGCAUCUGCGCCUAGUCCACAACAUCAAGUUUUCGGACUGGUCCAUGAAAUCCUGGAAAAUUGCGACUCCCGAGAUUCGGUCACGGUGCGGUUUCUGUGGUAUCGUGAUGGAUACAUGGACCAUUCGAGUCGAUCACCUGGCGGAGCAUUUCAAGACUGGUUAUUCCAUGGCUGACUGGAAGGGUGACUGGGGUUUUGAAGUCCCUGUGCUCGACAUGGUCGAGAACUCUAUCCCUCCUUAUCUCAUUCAUUAUGAACGGAAUUCUCCAUUGCCAUAUGUAGCAAAUCAUUCUCCGCCAGAAACCCCCCGAAAUGCUUACGAGCUAAUCAAGCUCGAGUUGGCCUACUUCAUGGCGAACCACGAGGAGCAACAUGGACGACUACCAACCGACGACGAACUGAUGGUGGAAGGAUGCCGUAUUAUUUUUGCGAGCGAAUUGUUGUCUCUACAGGGAGUUGCAACUCUCCCUUCUUGGCUUCGUGAUAUUAUCAUGAACUCCGACGCGCUGGCACAGAAGGCGCGAUUCGGUCCCCUUCGUGGUGCAGCUGAAAACAGGCUCGCGUCACUCAAAAUUAACGGCAAGGAUAACAUUUUCGAGGAGUGCCCCAUGGAGGUGCAGCUUCAGGAGUUUGUUAGGUUCAAGAAGAUGUUGGGCCUGACGCCAAUGGACGACGAACUCCAAGAGGAGGCUUGCCACAUUGUGGGCCGCGUCGAAGAAGUGUCUACACACCCUUCUGACGCCAUCGCCAACUGGCUGUUGCGCCUGGUCGUAUCCUCCACCACCUGGUUGGCCCCGUUCCGACGACGAGCCCAUCUUCCACGGAACGAAGAUAUCAAGGAUCAAGUGUACCGUUCCACCGAUCCCACGCUGAUCGACUCAACCAUCCACAGCUACUCUCGCCUUGAGAGGGAACUGGGGGAUUAUCUCAACAGCCAACGGUCCCAGGGAUUUGAGCCUACGGAUGAGGAUUUACAGAGGGAAGCACGUAUCAUUAUCUAUGAGUUCGAUGACGGCUGGAACCAGACCGCAGCCGACAGCGUCACCUGGUUGAAGAAUUUCAGGGGCCGACACCCUAUUGUGGGAGCAACGACAGUAUCUGAUAGCUCACCAGCCAUCUCCCUCCAGCCGAGUACUCAGCCCACGAUGACCGAAACCCCACUCACCACAAUCACCAAGUCGCCUGAGUGCCCAAUGAAAAACACCCAGGGGCCUCAUGAGUCCCCAAACUCACUUCAACCUGGGCCCUUUUUCCUGAAUGACGCCAACUGUUACCGACGGUUAGCAAAGGAGCUGACAAGGUGGGUGUCAUCGAUAAUGUCACCAAACAACCCCAACCAGCAUGUACCUACCGAUGCCGAACUGCAACAUCAGGCUCGCUGGAUUCUUUAUGACGAUGAUGACCCAUGGAACCAGACUGCCGCGGAUAACAUAGAGUGGCUCAGGAGGUUCAAACGCCAGGUUGGCAUCCUGAAGGAGGACGGCCCUGGCCUCCCCGACUCAAACGCCUGGGCGGUUGAGCAAGGUGGCACUGGAUUUGCGCCGCCUUACGCUUGCCCCAAGUCUAUGCUUGAGCCAUUCCACGACAAUGUCCAGGUGCCGAUGAGAAUCGGAGCGAAGUCUUUCCCUGCAGGCCAAUCAGGGGCAAACGGCUACCUGGAGACUUUGUCGUCUCAGGAUGCUCGCCCAGCCUUGGUCUUCUGCUCCCGUGAGCUGGAGCGCGGCCUUAUCAGUUUCGUGGAGAACCAUGUGGCCAGCACAGGGCGGAUGCCGACGGAUGCGAUGAUGCAGGCCCGGGGUCGCCAGAUCCUCAAAUCGGACGCCACGGCAGCAGAGGACUCAACGCUGUUGACCAAGUUCAAGGAGAUGAUGGCCGAGAAGCUUCCGCAGGCCAGUCAGGCUGAGACAGCGAUCGAUGGCGCGCCCGCUAUGCCCAGCAAUAUGGAUGUGAACAUUUCGGACGAGGAUAUCGAUAACAUGUUACAAGACAUGAACUUUGAAUUCGACACCCAAGACUUUGGAGGGGUGUCAUUGUUGGGGAUGGAGGGAAUGGACGACAUGGGUGGUGUCAGUCUGAACAUGGACUGCUUCAGAAACUAG
Messenger RNA from Ilyonectria robusta, 3585 nucleotides. RefSeq lists its product as uncharacterized. Gene Ontology annotation, molecular function: DNA binding. The transcript is spliced from 3 exons. Lineage: Eukaryota; Fungi; Ascomycota; Sordariomycetes; Hypocreales; Nectriaceae. Gene Ontology annotation, biological process: regulation of DNA-templated transcription. The record is from RefSeq and is a predicted model, not a curated record. The coding region runs from base 1 to 3585 and encodes 1194 amino acids.